UGUAGGGUUUAUAAACGUACCUUCACCGGGAUCCCAAAAGAAAAAAAAUAAAACAACCUGGUGAAUCACAAUUCACAAAUCACCGAUCUAGAAUCUUCUUCUUCUUCUUCUUCAUCUUCUCCACAACAACACAGUUAUGGGUUCUUCACGAGACAGCGACCAAUCACCACCUCACCAUCAUCAACCUCUCUUGAGCAGUCUCGUCGUUCGUCCUUCCCUCGCCGAGAAUUCACCCAGCGGCGGUGCUGCUCAUUCCAACGAUUACGAGCCUGGUGAACUUCGUCGUGAUCCUCCUCCUCAUCCUUACUCUCGCUCUGAUCGUUAUUCUGAUGAUGCUGGAUAUAGAUUUCGUGCAGGUUCCUCAUCUCCUGUUCACCGUAGAGACGCUGAUCACCGCUUCAAUUCUGAUUAUAAUCACUUCCCGCGAAACCGUGGAUAUGGUGGCGGAAGAGAUCCUGGCAGAUACCGAGACCCUCCACACCCGUAUCAUCGAGGCAGACCAGGUGGCAGGCCAUUUGGUAGGGGUUUUGAUGGACCUGGCUAUGGGCAUAGACAUGGAAGAGGGGAAGCCCAUGGUAGAAACAAUCCCAAUGUGCGCCCUAGGGAGGGAGAUUGGAUGUGUCCUGAUUCACUAUGUGGUAAUCUGAAUUUUGCAAGGCGGGACUUUUGUAACAAUUGUAAGAGGCCUCGUCCUGCUGUUGCUGGAAGUCCUCCUAGGAGGGGUUCUCCACCACUUCAUCAUGCUCCUCCUAGACGCUAUCCGGGACCUCCAAUUGACCGUUCCCCUGAAAGGCCUAUGAAUGGCUACAGAUCUCCUCCUCCUCGUCUGUUGGCAAGGGAUGGCCCUAGAGAAUACGGAGCUGCUGCUGCUCCGCCACCCUUCCGACACGAAGGUAGGUUUCCAGAGCCCAAUCUGCACAGAGAGCGCAUGGAUUACAUGGAUGAUGCCUACAGGGGGAGAAAUAAGUUUGAUAGGCCACCUCCACUGGACUGGGAUAACAGAGAUCGUGGUAGAGAUGGUUUCUCCAAUGAAAGGAAAGGAUUUGAGAGGAGGCCACUGUCACCUCCUGCACCUCCUUUGCCAUCACUUCCUCCCCAUCGCGGCGGCGAUCGUUGGGCUCGGGAUGUGAGAGAGAGAAGCCGUUCUCCCAUAAGAGGUGGACCACCAGCGAAAGACUACCGCAGGGAUAACGUCAUGAACCGUGUUGGAAGAGAUGAUAGGCGCGGUGUCGGACGUGACAGAAUUGGAGGAAUGUAUUAGCUGCAGGUGAUUAAAUGAAUGUAUUUUGUCAAUUAUUAUGUAAUGUUUAGCUUAAUUAGAUAUUGAGCUUUGUCUAGAGUUUGAGAGGUUAGUUCAUGAAUCUCCAUUAAUGGAGCUAACCCUUCGGGAAACAUUUUGAUAGUGUUGGAAUGCAUGGUACAUCGGUUUGAUUCA
Messenger RNA from Trifolium pratense (red clover), 1435 nucleotides. RefSeq lists its product as uncharacterized. Lineage: Eukaryota; Viridiplantae; Streptophyta; Magnoliopsida; Fabales; Fabaceae. Gene Ontology annotation, biological process: regulation of DNA-templated transcription. The coding region runs from base 137 to 1261 and encodes 374 amino acids. The record is from RefSeq and is a predicted model, not a curated record. Gene Ontology annotation, molecular function: transcription coregulator activity; RNA binding. Gene Ontology annotation, cellular component: nucleus. The transcript has 3 exons.